AUGGUGAAGAGAGUGAGGUAUGAUUCGGGACCAUUGUCCCUGCAAAAGCACAACCAUGUGUGUGUCAAGUUAGGAGUCUCAAUUUUCUUGGUGGGUCUCGCUGUUCGCCUUCUCUUGUGGGAUUCAUUCAGUUUCUCGUCAGUGGUGGAGACAUCUCCUCUGGAAGAUGCAAAAGCAGAGUCCCCUGUUUUAUCUUCUGAUAUUCAGGCUUCUGAUUCUGAUGACUUUCCAGGAAGUAAUCAGAAUCAGAAUCAGAAUCAGACUCAAAUCUCUAAAGACGAAAAAUGUGAUCUUUUUGUGGGAGAAUGGGUGCCAGACCUAUCUGGGCCAGUGUACACUAAUGAGAGCUGCCGUGUGAUUGAGCCUCAUCAAAAUUGUAUGAAGAAUGGACGUCCUGAUUCAGGGUACCUUUACUGGAGGUGGAGUCCAAGAGACUGUGAAUUGCCCAAGUUCAAUCCCAAGAAGUUUCUUAAGCUCAUGAGAAAUAAAUCAUUGGCCUUCAUUGGUGAUUCCAUCUCCCGUAACCAUGUUCAAUCCCUACUUUGCAUUCUCUCAAAGGUGGAACCAGCUGUUGAGAUCUACCAUGACAAGGAAUAUAGAUCAAAGAUAUGGAAAUUUCGCUCUCACAACUUCACACUCUCAGUAAUCUGGACCCCUUUCCUUGUUAAAGCAGCUAUAUUUGAGGACAUGAAUGGAGUGACCUCGGCAGAGAUACAGCUUUAUCUUGACACUCUAGACCAGUGGACCAACCAAUAUGAGAACUUUGACUAUGUUGUCAUUGGUGGUGGAAAAUGGUUUCUCAAGACUGCAAUAUACCAUGAAAACAGAACAGUCACCGGCUGCCACUACUGCCCUGGAAAGAACUUAACAGAACUAGGAUUUGACUAUGCAUACCGCAGAGUACUCCAAGAAAUUUUCAAAUUCUUCGCAAACUCUAAUCACAAAGCCACUGUUCUCUUUAGAACCACCACACCUGACCACUUUGAGAAUGGGGAGUGGUUUAGUGGAGGGUAUUGCAAUAGAACUGUACCCUUCAAAGAGGGUCAGAUUCAUAUGAUAGAUGUGGAUUCCAUCAUGAGAGGCAUUGAACUUGAAGAGUUUGAGAAGGCUGCUUCCCUAGGAUCUCAAAGGGUGAACUUGCAACUUUUGGACACAACUCUCCUUUCAUUGCUGAGACCAGAUGGACAUCCUGGACCUUACAGGAAGUUUCAGCCAUUUGCAAAAGAUAAGAAUGCUAAAGUUCAGAAUGAUUGUCUACAUUGGUGUUUGCCAGGACCAAUUGACUCGUGGAAUGACAUAAUAAUGCAAAUGCUAGUCAAUGCCUGA
Messenger RNA from Sphenostylis stenocarpa, 1326 nucleotides. The record is from the annotation of a GenBank genome assembly. Lineage: Eukaryota; Viridiplantae; Streptophyta; Magnoliopsida; Fabales; Fabaceae.